Messenger RNA from Acanthosepion pharaonis, 867 nucleotides. NCBI's taxonomy places the organism in Eukaryota, Metazoa, Mollusca, Cephalopoda, Sepiida, Sepiidae. The record is from the annotation of a GenBank genome assembly.
AUGCCUCCUCUUCCUUCUCCUCUCCCUCCUCCUCCUCCUCCUCCUCCUUCUUCUUCUUCUUCUUCUUCUUCUUCUUCUUCUUCUUCUUCUUCUUCUUCUUCUAUUUUCAUUAAAUACGUUCCAUUUUUUCUUUCUUUCUUUCGCCUUUCUUUAAUAUUCUAUUUCUCUUUCUUUCUUUCUUUCUUUCUUUCUUUCUUUCUUUCUUUCUUUCUUUCUUUCUUUACUACUAUCUCUCCUUUAGAAAUACAAAUACGUUCCAUUUUUUCUUUCUUUCUUUCUUUCUUUCGCCUUUCUUUAAUAUUCUAUUUCUCUUUCUUUCUUUCUUUCUUUCUUUCUUUCUUUCUUUCUUUACUACUAUCUCUCCCUUUAGAAAUACGUUCCAUUUUUUCUUUCUUUCUUUCGCCUUUCUUUAAUAUUCUAUUUCUCUUUCUUUCUUUCUUUCUUUCUUUCUUUCUUUCUUUCUUUCUUUCUUUCUUUACUACUAUCUCUCCCUUUAGAAAUGCAAAUACGUUCCUUUCUUUCUUUCUUUCUUUCUUUCUUUCUUUCUUUCUUUCUUUCUUCGAUUCUAUUCCCCUCUGUUUUCUUUCUUUUGAGCUUUGUUUUAAUUCUCUCUUUUUCUUUUCUGUUUUCAUUUUUUCAUUUUCUUUUCUUUCAUUUCUUAUUUGCAUCUGUUGGCAUCUAUCUAUCUAUCUAUCUAUCUAUCUAUCUAUCUAUCUAUCUAUCCAGCCAGCGCAAUCCUUCCAUAUCUAUCUAUCUAUCUAUCUAUCUAUCUAUCUAUCUAUCUAUCUAUCUAUCUAUCUAUCUAUCUAUCUAUCCAGCGCAAUCCUUCCAUAUCUAUCUAUCUAUCUAUCUCAGUUUAUUUUUUGA